Molecule: messenger RNA, 974 nt
Organism: Ceratosolen solmsi marchali
Lineage: Eukaryota; Metazoa; Arthropoda; Insecta; Hymenoptera; Agaonidae
Gene: eIF2Balpha
Product: eukaryotic translation initiation factor 2B subunit alpha
Exons: 8
Coding region: 22-945 (307 amino acids)
Biological process (GO): translational initiation
Cellular component (GO): eukaryotic translation initiation factor 2B complex
Molecular function (GO): guanyl-nucleotide exchange factor activity; translation initiation factor activity
Source: RefSeq, a predicted model, not a curated record
GUUCAAUAAUUCACAAUAAUAAUGGAAAAGAACGAAAUUUGUAGUUAUUUUAAUAAAACGAUUAGAAUAGGCUAUGAAAUAGGAUAUGAAAAGGAUAUAUCAGAUGGUAUGGCUGCUAUUAGCACACUUUUAAAAGUUUUAGAAAAAUCAAAAUCAGAAACAGUACAAGAAUUACAGUACUGCCUCCAAUAUGCUGUGGAUGCGAUGAGAUUAACCAAUCGUCCUGUAACGGCUAUAGCUUCGGGAAGUGAACUUUUUCUUAGAUUUAUUACUUUAACUUCCCUCGAUACUCCUUCAUUUGCAGAAUGUAAAAAAAUUAUGUUGCAAAGGGGAAAAAUAUUUUAUGAAAAAUUAAUUGCUGCGAGAGGGAAAAUUGCUAAAUUAGCCUCAAAUUUUAUUACGGAUGGAUCGAAAAUUCUUACGCAUUCACGAUCUAGAGUUGUAUUACAAACAAUGAAAGAAGCAGCGAGUAAUAAUAAACUUUUUGAAGUUUAUGUAACGGAAUCGUCUCCAGACAGUAGUGGGACAAAAAUGUGUCAAAAUCUUAAAGAUCUUGGCAUUCGUUGUACAUUGAUAUUAGAUUCGUCUAUGGGUUACAUAAUGGAGCAAGUUGAUAUGGUAAUGGUUGGAGCUGAAGGCGUUGCAGAAAGCGGUGGCAUUAUCAACAAAGUUGGAACCUACACAAUGGCUAUUUGUGCCAAAGAAAUGAAGAAGCCACUCUAUGUUCUUACAGAAAGUUUCAAAUUUUCGAGAAUUUAUCCUCUUAAUCAAGUAGAUCUUCCUGAUGAAUUUAAAUAUACAUCUAGUACAUUAGGAAAAGAUCUUCGAAAAGAGCAUCCAUUAGUUGAUUAUACACCUCCUCAAUAUAUUAGUCUCCUUUUCACAGAUCUUGGAAUACUAACACCAUCAGCAGUUAGUGACGAACUUAUAAAACUUUAUCUUUAAUAAAUGUAAAAUAGAUAAAAUUUUCUACU